CGCGAGAAGGUUUUUUACGGCCCCUGGGAUGAUCUUGAUUUAUUAUUAGAACCGGCCCGCAGACCGCAGCAAGCCGGCAGCCCGCAGAUCUUUUACACACACCAAUACUACAUUUCCCACAAUGCAACGGUGACGCACCGAGCAGUAGGCUGCUUCAUUUCAAUAUUUAUUGGCACAGCAGUCGUCAGCAUCACAGUAAAAUUAACUUUCAGAUACCCAUCAAAAAUGGCAAAACGGAAGGUGGACACUGAGAACCGGGGGUUUCAAACAAGGUGGGAGUCGGAGUAUAUGUUCACGGAGGUAGCUGGAAAACCUGUGUGUCUUCUGUGUGGAGAAAGUGUGGCGGUACUGAAAGAGUAUAAUCUGAGACGACAUUAUGAAACGAAACACGCGGACAAAAACAAGAAUAUGGACAUGGAACAAAGGCUACAAAAGGCAGAGGAAUUAAAACGAGGCCUCAAAUCUCGACAGGCUCUGUUCAAAAAAGCCAAAUCACAAGGCCAGGCUGCUGUCAAGGCCAGUUUUAUUUUGGCAGAAGAGAUCGCUAAAUCAGCCCGGCCAUUUACGGAGGGGGAUUUCAUCAAAAACUGCAUGAUUAAAGUUUGUGACGAAGUUUGCCCAGAAAAAAGGCAACUCUUUUUAAAUGUGAGUCUGAGCAGAAACACCAUUGCCGAGAGAGUAGACCAGUUGUCCAUCAAUCUAAAAGAGCAGCUUGUGAAAAAGGGAAAAGAUUUCAUUGCAUAUUCCUUGGCUGUGGAUGAGAGCACCGACAUUUCUGACAUUGCCCAGUUGUCAAUUUUCAUCCGCGGAGUGGACUCCAGCCUAAGCGUGACAGAGGAGUUUUUGGCUUUACGUCCUAUGCCAUGCACAACUACGGGGCAUGAUUUGUAUGAAGAGGUGUCAAGAUGUGUAAAUGAGAUGGAGCUGCCUUGGGAAAAACUCGUGGGUUUGACAACCGACGGAGCACCUGCGAUGUGUGGACACAGGAGCGGACUGGUGGCGAAGAUACGGGAAAAGAUGCAAGAGGAAAACGCGACAGGUGAGCUGACAGCUUAUCAUUGUAUCAUACACCAGGAAGCGUUGUGCGGUAAAGCCUUGAAAAUGGAGCAUGUAAUGAGCAUCAUCACGCGCACAGUUAACUUUAUCAGAGCCAAAGGUUUGAAUCACCGCCAGUUCAAGGCAUUUCUGACGGAGUUAGAAACGGAGCAUGGUGAUUUGCCUUAUCACACAGAGGUGCGAUGGCUAAGCCAGGGAAAGGUGCUUCAAAGAUGUUUCGAGCUUCGUGAGGAGAUUUGUCUGUUCUUGGACAGCAAAGGGAAAGACACAACACAACUCCGAGACGAAAUGUUUCUGUGUGAAAUGGCUUUUCUGUGUGACAUUACGAGUCAUCUGAAUGCAAUGAACUUGCAGCUGCAGUGUCGGGAUCAUGUCAUCUCUGAUAUGUACAGUACAGUGAAGGCAUUUAAAACCAAACUGACUCUGUGGGAGACGCAGAUGCGGAAAGAAAAUUUGAGCCACUUUCCCAGCUGCCAGACCAUGAAAGAGAAGCUCUCUACCAGUGCGUUCCCGAGCGCACAGUUGGCUGAUAAAAUAGGUAUGCUUGCCGCUGACUUUCGACGCCGAUUUGCUGACUUUGAAGCACAAAAAAGCAGGUUGGAACUGCUCGGUAACCCAUUUGCUGUUGACGUGGAAAGCUCACCACCAAACCUCCAAAUGGAGUUGAUUGACCUCCAAUGCAAUGAUGCACUGAGGGCAAAAUAUGCGGCAGUGGGUGCUGCGGAGUUCGCCCGUUUCCUCCCCGACACAAUGCCCCAGCUGCGCAUCCAGGCUGCUCAAACGUUUUCUUUCAUUUAA
Molecule: messenger RNA, 1854 nt
Organism: Etheostoma spectabile (orangethroat darter)
Lineage: Eukaryota; Metazoa; Chordata; Actinopteri; Perciformes; Percidae
Product: general transcription factor II-I repeat domain-containing protein 2-like
Exons: 1
Coding region: 226-1854 (542 amino acids)
Source: RefSeq, a predicted model, not a curated record